Plectropomus leopardus (leopard coralgrouper) is the source of this 626-nucleotide messenger RNA. Lineage: Eukaryota; Metazoa; Chordata; Actinopteri; Perciformes; Serranidae. The record is from RefSeq and is a predicted model, not a curated record.
CCUGGGCAAAACUGUCACUGGGAUCUGCUUUAACGUCACUGUGAUACCGGUGGAUAACCAGCCACCACAGGUCAUUACCAGUCCUCUCACAGUAGAUGAGGGAGGACAGUGCAGGCUGGGCCCUGAACACUUACUGCUGUCAGACGUGGACUCUAGCGAAGAAGCCCUGCGGAUGAAGCUUCAGAGGGAGCCACAGCAUGGAGCUCUGCAGCUGGGCAGCCUUCCACUAAAACCAGGGCACACUUUCACUGUGCAAGACCUAAGAAGCCUUCAAAUUAGGUACAAUCACGACAGCUCAGAAACUGUAGAGGACAGCCUUGAAUUCACUGCAACAGAUGGCACCAACUCAGUCACUUUUGUUCUGCAAGUAAAGGUGUUGCCCAUCAAUGAUGAGGUCCCUGUGUUGGCUGCUGGUUUGAAACCAGUUCUCAGCUGUGCAGAGGGACAGGAAAUAGUCAUCACAGCUGAGUAUAUCUACGCCACUGAUGCCGACAGCGACAACAGCAGCCUGGCCUUCCUGAUUGCCCGGCAGCCGUAUCACGGCGUGGUGCUCCGGAACUCUGUAGUGGUUGAUGGCUUCAUCCAGGCAGACAUCACUGCAGGGAUCAUCAGCUACAGACACACAG